Messenger RNA from Alosa sapidissima (American shad), 3468 nucleotides. RefSeq names its product G protein-coupled receptor 183b (gene gpr183b). Gene Ontology annotation, molecular function: G protein-coupled receptor activity; oxysterol binding. The transcript has 2 exons. Gene Ontology annotation, biological process: G protein-coupled receptor signaling pathway. Gene Ontology annotation, cellular component: membrane. The record is from RefSeq and is a predicted model, not a curated record. The coding region runs from base 1697 to 2788 and encodes 363 amino acids. NCBI's taxonomy places the organism in Eukaryota, Metazoa, Chordata, Actinopteri, Clupeiformes, Clupeidae.
UUGGGCAAAGAAAGAGGGAGAAAGAGAAAUGGGAGAAGAGAUGGGGGAGAAAACAGAAAUAAGUGGUAAGGACUGAGGAUCUUCAAAACUAGCCCAGAGAUCAGGAGAGACAGAUGGUUAAAGACUGUGACUUUCUAACCUUUUUAAUUCAAAUUAGGAAAAACCACCACCAAGCAUCUGUCCCUGUAGUAACACUGAGUACAUCACGCAGGCUGACCACCACUAGACCAGGUACUGAUAUUGGAUCUCUGAUAACACACACUUUAACGGUACGCACAGAAACAGCCCUCCCACCACACCUGUGAUUACCCUGCUAGAUCAACAGUGCCACACCUUAAAGCAACGGUCAAAACCACAACAGCUGGUGGUUUUAUUUCCAUAUGAAAAUUUGGCUCAUGUGAAUGCACCUUUCCGUGUGUUUCCAUCUCUGCUGUUAAUGACCAUAAAAAUGGACAUUCACCUAAUCAAGGAAGUCUCUUACUGGAAUGGUCAAAAUGUGCAUUAAAAAGCUGGAUGGAAACCAAGGUCAGGAAGGAGGAGCGGAAAUGCAGCACGUCCAUACCAGACAGUCAAAAACACACUCAUUCAAACCCACAACAGUUUGAGACCCUUUCAGUUAUAUAUUUAUAUAUACCCAGCUGGCAUGGAAAACACAUUAUUUUAAGGCACAUGAUGUUGAUGACACACUCUUAGGUUAAGGUUAACCAGACCUCAUUGUUGGACAGAUAAGUGUGCUGCGAAGCCAUCCUGCCACCACUCACUCAGAGCCAGUCAGAACUUAUCUGUAUAAUAUAACUAAUCCAUAUCUGCAAACAUUAGCAUUACACAUCUGGAGAGUCUGUCUGAGCCAUUUCUUGGGUGUUGGGGUAGACCAGGAGAACCAGUCCUAAAGCCACCUCAAGCUAGCAUGCAUCAACUCUGUGCGCAUCAAAACUCCCACAUGGACAACAGUUGUCAUACAAAACAGAAGACAGUUCUCAUUUGCAUUUGGGGAACUCCAUACUAAAUGUCACAGCGAUGUGGGGUGCAGUUCCCUUUUCACUUGGAGGAACUGCUAAGCAGAGCUAAUGUAACGUCAGGCCGAUCCCUGAGGUGUGAAGGAAGUUCCUCACCAAAGUGAAAAAUAUUAUACCUGCCCUGAGUCAUGGCAUGCUUACUGCUGCAGGUCAAAUCUCGUUCAAGUCUGCAAUGCGUACGUGACUCGGGGCUCUGUGAGCACAGACAUCCAGCAGCCCUUAUCAGACUCCCACAGGUCAGGGGUUUCUGCAACCCACACACUUUCAAAAUGAAUAUACGAAUCCAAACUUUUCUCUUUGAAAUGGCAGCUUGUCUGUCUCAUGCCUGACAACACACACGUCCACAUCAUCACUGUAAACAGAGAGAGAGGGAGAGAGGGAGGGAGGGAGGGAGGGAAAGGCAGUCAGCUAGACAGGGGGGUGCUACAGGAAAUGAUGUCAAAGGGCUUUGCCGCGCCAUCAGAAGGCAGCAUCUCUUACACUUCUUCAUUCUGGCGCUGUUUAGUGACCAACUGUCACAGGAGCAUGUGUUUGUGUGAGAUCUCAACUACCAAAGUGUUCUCUCUGAAUGCCAUGUUUCAACACUGAAAAAAAUUGCAUAGCAUACCUACUCCGCCAGUAGGGUUUGCACUCUCUGUCUUCAGAUCCACGGGGGCCCCUUUCCUGUGUUACACCACACCAUGCUGGGAGUGGAGAGGAACGAGAGCAGCGUCACAGACGGCGUGAACUGCACGGGCCUGUAUGACCACCGGGGCGUGGCAAGCGUGCUCAUGCCGCUGCACUACACGCUGGUGUUCGCCCUGGGCCUGCUGGGCAACAGCUUGGCACUGCACGUCAUCUGGGUGCAGCGGUCCAAGAUCAACGCCACCACACUCUACUCGGCCAACCUGGCGGCGUCCGACGUGUUGUUUGCGCUCUCGCUGCCGCUGCGGGCGCUCUACUACGCGCUGGGCUUCCACUGGCCGCUGGGCGAGAUCGCGUGCAAGGUCAGCGGCAUGCUCUUCUACAUCAACACGUACGCCGGCGUCAACUUCAUGACGUGCCUGGCGGUGGACCGCAUGGUGGCGGUGGUGGGCCCGCGGAGGCUGGCCCGGCUCCGGGAGGUGGCCACCGUGCGCUGGGUGUGCCUGGGCGUCUGGCUGCUGGUGGCUGUCCAGACGCUCCCCUUGCUGGCCAUGCAAAUGACCCGCACCGAGGCCGACGGCAGCGUCUCCUGCAUGGAGUACCCGAGCCUGGAGGCGUCCGUGGGCAAGACACUGCCCCACACACUCAUAGGCGCCGUUGCCAUGGGCUACGGGGUGCCCGUGAUCACUAUCCUGGUGUGCUACUCGGUGCUGUGGCACAAGCUCCACAGCGUCACCCGCGUCAACCAGCUAAGUGUGCGCUCGGGACGCAGCCAGAAGGCCAUGGGCGUGACGGCAGGGGUAGUGCUGGUCUUCCUCGUCUGCUUCACACCAUACCACGUGAACUUGCUCCAGUACAUGAUCCGGAAGCUUCUGUACCGGCCCGGCUGCGAUGAGCUGCGCUCUUUCCAGGUGUCGCUGCACGUCACCGUCUGCCUGAUGAACUUCAACUCCUGCCUGGAUCCCUUCGUCUACUUCUUCGCCUGCCAGGGCUACAAGCGCAAGGUGCUAACAUUGUUCAAGAAAAAGGCCCUCCUCUCUAAAAGCAUAUACUCCUCCCCCGAGAGCUCUGGCUCCAAUGUGAACCGCUACAGUCUCCGUAUGCGCCUCAACAGUGUCAGGGACAAGGACAAGGACGAGUCACUGUGAUGGCCAGAGGACUCAAGCUGGGUCCCAACCAAAACAGCCUGGAGUAUUUCGGAUUUGUUUUAUCUGAUGAUGCUUGUUUUCUUUACUGAUGCUGAUUGUUUAGGAUAUGCAGCAUAAAUCCAUUUUUAUGGUACAGAACUGACUGAACACAGGACAAUAAUUUGACAGCAAAUGCUCCACCAUAUUUGGACACAGAUCCAACAUUCUUUGUAAGGCAGAGUAAAAGCUAGAGCGUAAAAGCGCUAAGAGAAUUGACUGCAUUUUCUUAUUUGUGUAUUUCCAUUGAGAAUUUCUAUUAAAGAUUAGACAUGAAUCUAUGAAAGCAAGCUCACAGAGUCUAUAAGGAAAAAAGGACCCGCUGUCAUAGACAUUUUUCAUCUCAAAUGUCAACACAAAAGCUGAAAUCUGAUAAGAGCUGCUGCAAAAAGUAAUAGACGAUAAAAGUACAUGUGGUUUCAAUGCAUUUGAGGCAAAAAAAAAGUUUCCUUUAGUUUGCAUUUGUCAGAUCUCCAAUUUUUUUUUUGAAUAUAAAGUCAACAGAGUGAAUGCAAGUGAAAGCAUGCUCAAAUGAUCACCCUGCUGGUGAGGAAAGGUUGUGAGAUAGUGAGAUUGCAUUACUUGAGAAGACAAAAAGAUAUCUGCACACUAUCUUGUAUGCUCCCAGUUUAAGGUUACAACAU